UCCAACGUGUUCUCCAUGUUUGAACAGGCUCAGAUCCAGGAGUUCAAAGAAGCUUUCACCAUCAUGGAUCAGAACAGAGACGGUUUCAUUGACAAGAAUGACCUGAGAGACACGUUCGCAGCUUUAGGCCGUGUAAAUGUCAAGCAAGAAGAGAUUGAUGAGAUGCUGAAGGAGGCACCAGGACCGAUUAAUUUCACAGUCUUUCUCACCAUGUUUGGAGAGAAACUAAAAGGUGCCGACCCGGAGGAGACCAUCCUCAAUGCGUUCAAGGUCUUCGAUCCUGAGGCCAAAGGAACGUUAAGGAAAGAUUUUGUGACCGACAUGUUGACCACUCAGGCGGACAGGUUCUCCCCUGAAGAGAUGGAACAGAUGUUUGCAGCGUUCCCACCAGAUGUAGCGGGAAACCUGGACUACAAGAACCUGGUCCACGUCAUCACGCAUGGUGAAGAGAAAGACCAAGAGUAGAUGACUCCGGAGAUUUCACUCUGGACGUUUAAA
Messenger RNA from Cyclopterus lumpus (lumpfish), 498 nucleotides. RefSeq names its product myosin, light chain 2b, regulatory, cardiac, slow (gene myl2b). Gene Ontology annotation, molecular function: calcium ion binding. Lineage: Eukaryota; Metazoa; Chordata; Actinopteri; Perciformes; Cyclopteridae. The transcript has 6 exons. The record is from RefSeq and is a predicted model, not a curated record. Bases 16 to 465 code for a protein of 149 amino acids. Gene Ontology annotation, biological process: heart development; cardiac muscle contraction; muscle cell fate specification. Gene Ontology annotation, cellular component: cytoplasm; myofibril.